Stegastes partitus (bicolor damselfish) is the source of this 3754-nucleotide messenger RNA. It is a transcript of the gene klc1b, whose product is annotated as kinesin light chain 1b. Gene Ontology annotation, cellular component: kinesin complex; cytoplasm. The transcript has 15 exons. Bases 87 to 1739 code for a protein of 550 amino acids. Gene Ontology annotation, molecular function: kinesin binding. Gene Ontology annotation, biological process: microtubule-based movement. The record is from RefSeq and is a predicted model, not a curated record. Lineage: Eukaryota; Metazoa; Chordata; Actinopteri; Pomacentridae.
UCCUGCUGUGUCGGAGACAUUUUGGAUUUAAAGGGGCUGAGCUAGCCGUCAGUCCUAGCUCUCGGUUUCCCUGAGCUACAAAGAAGAUGUCCACCAUGGUGUAUCCACGGGAAGAGAAGCUCGAGAAGCUUUCUCAGGAGGAGAUCAUCUCCAACACAAAGCUGGUGAUCCAGGGCCUUGAGGCUCUGAAGAACGAGCACAACUCCAUCCUCCACAGCCUCCUGGAGACCAUUAAGUGCCUAAAGAAAGAUGAAGAGGCCAACCUGGUGCACGAGAAGUCCAAUCUGCUCCGCAAGUCAGUGGAAAUGAUUGAACUGGGCCUGGGAGAAGCACAGGUGAUGAUGGCCCUGUCCAACCACCUGAAUGCAGUGGAGUCUGAGAAGCAGAAGCUGCGUGCCCAGGUGAGGAGGCUUUGCCAGGAAAACCAGUGGCUGCGAGACGAGCUGGCCAACACCCAGCAGAAGCUUCAGAAGAGCGAGCAGAGCGUGGCUCAGCUGGAGGAGGAGAAAAAGCACCUGGAGUUCAUGAACCAACUCAAGAAAUAUGAUGAAGAUGUGUCACCCACUCAGGAGGAGAAGGACAGAGAAACACCGAAGGACUCCCUGGAUGACCUCUUCCCUAAUGAUGAGGAAGAGCAUGGCCAAGGAAUGCAGCACCAACACAACAGUGCGGCCGUAGCUGCAGCCCAGCAGGGAGGCUAUGAGAUCCCAGCCCGCCUGAGAACCCUGCACAACCUGGUGAUCCAGUAUGCCUCUCAGGGCAGGUACGAGGUGGCCGUGCCCCUCUGCAAGCAAGCUUUGGAGGACCUGGAGAAGACCUCUGGACAUGACCACCCUGAUGUAGCCACCAUGCUCAACAUCUUGGCCUUGGUCUAUAGGGAUCAGAACAAAUACAAAGAAGCAGCCCAUCUGCUCAACGAUGCUCUGUCCAUCCGCGAGAAGACCCUGGGCAAAGACCAUCCAGCUGUUGCUGCCACGCUGAACAAUCUGGCUGUGCUGUAUGGAAAGAGGGGGAAGUACAAGGAGGCCGAGCCGCUGUGUAAGAGGGCUCUGGAGAUCAGAGAAAAGGUGCUGGGAAAGGACCACCCAGAUGUGGCCAAGCAGCUGAACAACCUGGCCCUGCUGUGUCAGAACCAGGGCAAAUACGAGGAGGUGGAAUAUUACUACUGUCGUGCUCUGGAGAUCUAUGAGUGCAGGCUGGGCCCAGAUGAUCCCAAUGUGGCCAAAACCAAGAACAACCUGGCAUCCUGCUUUCUCAAACAGGGGAAGUACAAGGAGGCUGAGAUUCUGUACAAAGAGAUUCUGACUCGUGCUCACGAGAAAGAGUUUGGAUCUGUUGAUGCUGAGAACAAGCCCAUCUGGAUGCACGCAGAGGAAAGAGAGGAGAUGAGCAAGGGCAAGCACAGAGACAACACUCCAUAUGGAGAGUACGGUGGCUGGUACAAGGCCUGUAAAGUCAACAGCCCUACAGUGAACACCACCUUGAGGAACCUCGGGGCUCUGUACCGCAGACAGGGCAAGCUAGAGGCUGCUGAGACCCUGGAAGAGUGCGCCGUGAGGUCUCGCAAGCAGAGCAACACAGGCAUCGACCCCAUCCACCAGACACGUGUGGUGGAGAUCCUGAAAGAUACAGAGGGCGACAGGCGGAGGAGCAGGGACAGCCUGACCAGCGUUAAGUAUGAGAGCGGCUCUGAGACCGGCGAGGAAGUGAGUAUGGGCGUGGAGUGGAAUGGGGCCUAAGCCAUCAAGAUUAUUCCUCCAUCCUUCUCUCCUUCCCCAACACAAUAGCAAAAGGAUGUGUGUUGUCGUUCCCUCUGGCCUUCUCUGUCCCAACAAACCAACAGCUCCUCUACCAUUCCCGGUGCCCCCUGCGGCAGAGACUCAGAAAGCCCCCCUCCUGGUUGUCACCUCUGUCCCCCUGUUCAGCUGACAACCGCUGGGACGUUUGGUCUUCUCAUCUCUGCUCUGUUUUUUCCUCUCUCUCUUUCUCUCACUCUAUGUCCUUUCCUCUCACUAACCUAUGUCGUCCCCUAUGUAGGAUGUCAACUCUUUCUCAUUUAACAUAAAAACAACAAAACCAGUCAUAGUGUGUGUAAUCUUUCCCUGUGAGGAAGUCACCUGCACAUUUUCCUGUCUUCAACACUCAUUUGUAAUUUGUCAUAGGGGCAUAGUAAAUUUAUUUGGCUAGUUAGAGGAGCAGGAGAGUAAGUUAUCAGAAGAAGGCAAAACAAAAAAAUGCUAAUGUCACCUUUGACAGCAGACUCUGCUCCAGACAUCACUCCAACCCAUAGUCAGAUAAGAAGCUACGAUCGCUAUUGAAUCAGUAUAGUGGCAAAAUAACUCAUUUCCACAGCUGCUCUGCAUUGGUCUCACUCAGAGUUUGUUUUGUUCACUUGAACACUAUCAACCACCAAGUGAAAGUUGACCUCAAAGCUAGCUUCCAACCUGGUGCCUGUAUUUAGCCAUAAUAUUAUCCUUUGUUUUGUUUAUUUAAUGUCUCAACUAAUGCCUGCAGCGAUCAAAUUAAUGGUACUGUAUAGUUUAACAUGCAAAAUUCUGCAGCCAAGUUGGUGAGGAAAGAGAAGGGAGCGUUGCCAUGUUUUUGUUUUUAUAGAUAUAUUUCCUAUUAAUUUUUUUGUUUUGUAUGAUAUUGUUUACAUUUUUUAAAAAUACUUUUGAUUAUUUUCUGGCUGAAUAUAAAGGUAGUAGUCAACAAUGCCAUUCUGUUGCCUGAUGUGAAAGACCAGAAGGGCCGACAUGAGAUGAGCUAAAGAUGACAGCAAAUUGGUCAGAUCGCAGCAAAAUCUUGUUGCCAUGGUAAUUUAUUUCCAAGUUGCUCUUACUGAGUUCAGUGUCCUUGGUUUGAAAGAGCACUCACAAAGGCUCUGUGCUGCCACGGUUAUGUACACAGUAGCUCACAUUUACAAAGGGAAUUGGCAACACUGGCUGAUGCUGCAAAGCCAAUAUGACCAACUGGAGCAUCCAGCACAAACACUCACCACCUGAGAGGUCACUAGGUAAUAAUAGAUUUCAAACUAAAAGCCCAGAUUUGCCUUGUCCAGUCAGUGUAGGAGUGGAAGCUAGCAUUAUAACUCAACAGAAGUCUGGAUUCCCCCAGUAGUUUUCGUGUGUAUUUGUGAAUGUUUCGGUGGUACAGUCGCAGUGCUCACUCUGGCUAUGGAUACUGUAUUUUGAACACAAAAGCUUAAUGGAGUGUGUUGCCUUUUUUUUUUUUCUUACACAGUUGUUUGCAAUUUGUCACUUUGGUGAAUCAUGGUUUUUAGACACCAAAAGUACAGUGCAAGUGUUUCCUCAAGAUCAACAUGUUAUUUCAGAUGUUUAACUAACUGAAUGUAAAUUACUUUAACAUCUUGGAAGUGUAAUUGUAGGCUGUAUUUAUAGAUUUGACAAGUGCAUUCACUAUACGGCUUUUUCAGUAUGCUACUUGCCUUGAUUCUUCAUUCCUUCCAACGAGUACACCUAUACUUCUAAUGCAACUCUGAACAAAAGAAUCGACUAUGUUCAUCACAUAAUUAUGGCAAUAUUGUUGUGUUAGUGGAAUGCUUAUUUAUUGAACUGUCUGUUCUUGACAUAUAUAGUGUGACUUCAGUUUCCUAAAGUGGAAGAACAUAAAUGGUAAGGUCUAUAAGCACUAUCUUAGUAAGUAGGACUGCAUUAUAUUUACCAUUCUGCAUUGUGAAGAUUAUUGCAUCAACACUUGUUGGUAUUCUCAAAUAAAGUUUUUCAUUUGUGAA